CAACACCGCGCGAGGCCACGACAGUAGUAGCGUUCCUCCUGGACGUGCUGUCAACGUGUGUGUAGUGUGUGCGUUAUUGUUUUUUGUUUUUAUUAUUAUUAUUAUGAUUUCUUCGACGGCCAACAUCGAAACGCGUUGAUAGUCGUCGAGAACAAGACUUGCGGCCGUGUGUUGUCCAAGUGCGUCGAGACACUUUUCGCGUUUGUUACCGUUGCACACGCCUGACCAUCUUACCUAACCGGGCUAACCUUGCGCAUCACGCAUUUGGAGUAUCUAAUUCCUACAGAUAAUGCCAAAUACUUGGGAUGGUGGAUCUGAACCCGGUUGAGGAGCCGCCGAUGCCAGAAGACGGCCGGACAGCCUUGCACUAUGCCGCUUCUACAGGUGAUUGUCCCGCCGUCACCGAGCUCUUGGCCAAGAAGUCCGUGGACCCCAACGCUCAAGACGCUGUCGGAUAUUCGGCCGUGCAGAUAGCCGCGGCCGAAGGACACCUGGACGUGUUGAAGUUGCUUUUGCGGCACAAGGCCGACGUUAACUUGCACGAUAGCUUGCACGGGAACACGGCUCUGCACGAGGCCAGCUGGAAGGGUUACAGCAAGACGGUCGCCUUGCUUGUGUCCUCUGGCAGCCAGCUGGACCACAAGAACUACGGAGGCUCAACAGCUCUGCACCUGUGCUGCCAAAAUGGGCACAACCAAAGCUGUCGUGAGCUAUUACUUGCCGGCUGUGAUCCAGACGUCCAGAAUAACUACGGUGACACGCCACUUCACACGAGUGCCAGGUACGGGCACGCCGGAGUGUUUAGGAUUCUCCUGAGCGCUCAAUGCAAAGUGUCUGAGCAAAACAAGAACGGUGAUACGGUGCUGCACAUUGCUGCGGCUAUGGCCAGGAAGAAAUUGACCAGAAUCAUAUUACAGGCCAAGUGUAAUACCAUGUUGAGAAACAAGCAAAACGAAACUGCCAAAGACAUAGCGGAGCGCAAGAAUUUGACUGAAAUUCUGGAAAUUUUGAACGAUCCCAGUUAUGUGAAGAAAAAGAGCAGCAGCAGCGGCAAAAAAUCCACCAUUAAAGACCAUAAAGAAGGUAAAAAACGACCGGACGGCAGCGUUAAAAAACAGUGGUCGCCCUACGGUUGCCAUUACUUCCCGGAUACCAAGGAAUUCCCCAAGCCCAAACUGAACUCUCUGCCGGACGAACCGUUGCACGCGGGCGAACAGUACUACCUGGACCUAGCGGGCAACAUCAGGAAGGGGCCUGUGGGCGUGGGUUACACGUGCUACUGCGCGCCGUUCUUCAAAGAGCUCGAAGCUCGGCUGGACCACAACACGAAAAAGCUUAAGCGGCAGAUAUGCCGGACCGAGGACAAUCUCAGCAGGCGGCUGUGCUGCGUCGAGAAACAGCUCAAGUUGUCCAAAGAAAAACUACAACGGGUAACCGAAGAAGUUGACAGCGAUAACGACAGCGUGUUGGAAGACCGGUUCCGGGCCCAGUGUACCAUCGACACUACAGUCAUGGACCCAAACUUGCGGUGGCGGCUCGACUACCUGACGGCCCGCCGGCUCGACGAUAUACCGUGCAACGAUUCCGGGUACAGCACGAAAAUGUUCAGCAACUCGCAGGGCCCGUCACCGUCACUGUCCCAUUUAAUGGAAAACGGCGCAGUGUCGAUCGUUGAAAGUUCCAAAAUGCCUAAAUCGUUAAGCGUACUGCCAUCGGACAGCAAUAACAUGGAAAGCAUUGUAUGAUCAGUGCGCCCUCAGUCAUUAUGUGUAUAAUAUAAAAAACAAAACGUACAAAAUUAAUUUUUAUAUUAUUUUCCAAUUAUUUUUGUAUUAUAUAUAUAUAUAUUUUUGUGCAAUAUAGAUUUAAAAAACGUUGUUAAUUAUUAA
Molecule: messenger RNA, 1889 nt
Organism: Adelges cooleyi (spruce gall adelgid)
Lineage: Eukaryota; Metazoa; Arthropoda; Insecta; Hemiptera; Adelgidae
Product: ankyrin repeat domain-containing protein 6-like
Exons: 9
Coding region: 306-1745 (479 amino acids)
Molecular function (GO): protein binding
Source: RefSeq, a predicted model, not a curated record